Molecule: messenger RNA, 1451 nt
Organism: Zophobas morio
Lineage: Eukaryota; Metazoa; Arthropoda; Insecta; Coleoptera; Tenebrionidae
Product: rab5 GDP/GTP exchange factor-like
Exons: 16
Coding region: 225-1451 (408 amino acids)
Biological process (GO): vesicle-mediated transport
Cellular component (GO): endocytic vesicle; cytosol
Molecular function (GO): guanyl-nucleotide exchange factor activity; small GTPase binding
Source: RefSeq, a predicted model, not a curated record
UAAAUACUUUCUCGUUAAAAGAAACAUUUAUUUACGCUUUAAGGAAAAAUACUAACUUUGACAAGUUACAGGAAUCUCAAGAGCAUCAAUCGGAUUUAAAUACAACUGAACGGGAAGUUUCUGUAAAAUGCUCAACUUUGGCUAAAGAAGAAGGAGCUUUACUUUGUAGUAACAAAUGCGGUUUUUACGGGAAUUUAGAGUGGGGAGGCUUGUGUUCUUAUUGCAUGGAGAAAUAUAAAACUGGUGGCGCCUUUACAGAAAAAGAGAUUUUAUCUAGAAUUAUUCGGGAAAAGUUUGAAUCUGAUGCAGGAGUUGAAAGCUCUUAUAGCGAAGCGAGUAAAACACCUAUUUCCUGGAGCUACCAAAGUUCACUUUUUGGAAGACUCAAGUAUAAAUUGCAGCAAAGCUCUUUUCCGCUCGAUAAAAGUAUUGAAUUACCUAUACUUCUUAAAAAUUUGGGUCUCAACGAUCUCCACAUGCAGCUUUUAAAGUAUAUUGAAAAUUUUAAAAACCAAAAAGAACUUACAAGUGAAGAAAAGAGUAUCACAGUCCGCACUUUUAUAAAAGAUUAUUCUCAACAAUUUUUGGCUUCUGUUAAUUGGAGGAAUUUUACUCGAGAGGACGUUCAUUGGGCACUUAAGAGUUUGGAACAUUAUUUAUUCCAAGAAAUUUACGAAUACGCUUUUCAGCAUUCAGAAGAAGAAAAACUUAAAAAUAUUUCUUUUCAGACGCAAAUAAAAAAACUGCAGUGGAUCUCAUUAGAACUUCUUACUGACUUCAAAAAUUUUCAUACAAAGCAAAACUCCCGCUGGUUUGAUAUAGCACGUGACCAGCUUCUCCAUGUGGUUGAUCCGCGCGUUUGUCCCGCGCCACGUGAUAAGCUCAAGAGAAUUGUGGAAUGCUGUCGAGCGCUGAUUCAUACUUUUGAUAAUACAGUUGGAGCUGAUGAGUUUUUACCGGUUUUGAUUUAUACGAUUUUGCUAUCAAACGUUCCUUCUCUGCGCGCAACUUUACAGUUUAUUUCUUGUUAUUGCGAUCCUUCACUUCUGCAUUCUGGCGAAGGCGGCUAUUAUUUUACAAAUAUUUGCUCCGCUGUUACUUAUAUUGAGCGUUUCACGUCUUCAUGUUUAUCUCUACCAGAAAUGGAGUUUCAACGUCGUGUCCAGUUGGAAAUGUGCGCUUCGCAAGCUCUUCAAUUAGUUGACUUUGAGCGUAGAAUAGCGGCCAUUGCUGAUCAAGAAGCAGACGAACUUUACAAGCGGCUUGUGGAUUUGAAAAAAAAGCAAAUUUUGCUGACCAAUCAUAUUCGUUAUAUGGAAAAAGAUAUGCAUGAAACGUUUGAAAAGUAUUAUCCGUACCGAUACAGCGAUUCACUUAUUGAAAAAGAAAAUUUUUAUUCUUUUGAAGAGCUAUUAACUUUGAUUCCUAAAAAAGUUGAUGGUUUUCAUUGA